Radiomyces spectabilis is the source of this 1317-nucleotide messenger RNA. RefSeq names its product transmembrane amino acid transporter protein-domain-containing protein. Gene Ontology annotation, cellular component: vacuolar membrane. The coding region runs from base 1 to 1317 and encodes 438 amino acids. NCBI's taxonomy places the organism in Eukaryota, Fungi, Mucoromycota, Mucoromycetes, Mucorales, Radiomycetaceae. The transcript has 3 exons. Gene Ontology annotation, biological process: amino acid transmembrane transport. Gene Ontology annotation, molecular function: amino acid transmembrane transporter activity. The record is from RefSeq and is a predicted model, not a curated record.
AUGUCUGAAUAUCCUUCGUCUCAUGCGGCGUCGGGAAGUUUCAAAGUUGAAGAAACGACCGUUGACAACUACUCAGAAGACGACCGUAAUUCCAGCAUCAACGAAUUCGGCCACGGCAAAGGCGCGUUCACCACUGCGUAUUUUAACGUGACAUGUGUCGUCGCCGGUACCGGUACAUUGGGUCUUCCAAAUGCCUUUGCCACUGGUGGGUGGCUCGGUAUCCUCAUCUUACUCUUGGCCUACGGCAUGGCUGUAUACAGCGGCGUCGUUCUGAUUCGUUGUCUCUACUAUAAGCCGGGUCAAAGGUUGCACGAUUACAAAGCCAUGGGCACUGCCGCGUUUGGAUGGGUGGGCUACGCCGUCGCUUCCGCUCUUCAUUUCCUUAAUCUGUUCGGCUGUCCUGCACUUUACUUGGUGUUGGCGGCCGGCAACUUGAAUCAACUAUUGGCCAAUACGAAAGGAGCAUUAACACAACAAUACUGGACCAUCAUUGUUGGUGCUUUCUUGCUGAUUCCUUCAUUAAUUAUGAAGACAUUGCGUGAAGUAACAUCCAUUGCCGCUAUUGGUGCUGUUUGUACAAUGAUCGCGGUGUUUAUCGUCGUCGUUCAAGCACCAAUGGACCACAAUGCUAACCCUCAACGUGAGGUUCAUACGGAUGGUGUCAUCUGGACUGGUUUCCCGUCGGCACUUUCCACCAUUGCUUUCUCCUUUGGCGGUAACAAUACCUAUCCACACGUUGAACACGCCUUGGCUAAACCUCAUCAGUGGAAAUGGGCUCUUUUGGCCGGUUUAUCUACAUGUACGGCCUUGUAUUUCUUGACCGCGGUUCCUGGUUAUUGGUCCUAUGGUGACAAGACAAAGUCUCCUAUUUAUGAUUCGCUUCCGGAAGGCGCGGGCAAGACGAUCUCCAUGAUCGUGAUGACAAUUCACGUUAUCUUUGCUAUUCCGAUCUACACCACGUCAUUUUCGCUCGAAUUCGAACGUUGGACGCGGGCCGAUGAAGCGCGACUUGGCAAACUGGGUGCUUGGAUCGCUCGCGCGGUUAUUCGUACUUGUACCAUGGCGAUUCUCGUGAUCUUGGCCGUGUUUAUUCCGUAUUUCGACGAUUUCAUGAGUCUUAUCGGUGCACUUGCCAAUUGUGGUCUGGUUUUCUUACUACCGAUUCUGUGCUAUCUGCGGCUCACGGGUAUCCGCAACAAGCCGAUUUAUGAACUGGCCUUCUGUGCGCUGACCAUUUUCCUCGGUAUCAUUGGCUGUGUCUUUGGUACCAUUGAUGCCAUCAAGGCACUCAUCAAGGAUUUCAAUUCUGGCAACUAG